AUGAAAUCUCGCAGCGGCUCGAGCGUGCCGUUCUUCCCCUCGCAGAGCCGUCAGGCCCGGUGUGCCGAUGGGACUCGGCCCCUGCACGGCUGUGGAGCGCAGGAAGGCAGCACCACUGCGGCUUCCGAACCAAGGCCAGCCCUGCUUAGGUUUCUGUGCGCCUGUGAUCCGGUUCAGAGCGCGGAAUGUUCGGAGGAAGUAAAUCCCGGCCAGACGGACCAGGAGGGAUACGGUGUUUCCCCGCGCGCUUCGUUCUACCGCCUGCCCAUGUCCCUGCAUGCACCUGGGCCACUGGUAGCACUCGAGCUGCUCCGGCCGGUUCCCCACAACAGACCGCUUCCCGACGGACUGACUGCGCUACUGUUACCGACCCCGAGACCACAACAGACCGUCCAGGAGACGGGUGCACGCGUUGUGGAAGUCUGGUGCGAUCUCGACCAGGUGUCUGUGCGCGUGGACGGUUUCCAGCUGCGCGCGUGGAACGUCCCGUCCCUGUUCCGACUGGGCUCGUGCGAAGCCAGCAGCGCCAGCCCCCGCUUCCUGUUCUUCCGCUUCAGACUGACGGAAUGCGGCGGAGAGUCCAAGGUCGGGACACAUGGGUUUCAUUACUCUUACCAAGUUGGCUUCAGACCUCAGGUCCAGCACACAACCUUGAUAAAGAGCAUCAGGAGUAAACGCAGCUACAGCCUCACUGUCUGCAAUGCCCAGGGGGAGCCCAUACCUCCAGGCCACUGGUUCUUUCUAGGGGAGCCAGUGUAUUUUGUGGCCCAGACAGGAGUGCUGCUUGCUGGGGAGAGGCUUUAUGCAGAUGCAUGCUAUGCCACGAGCUCCAAAGACAGCUGCAUGGCCGACAGCAAUAGGGAGGGCAGCAGCUCCCGGUUCCUGUCGGAAGGAGGCAGUGUGCUGAAGUUCUCUGUGGAUGCCUUUCUAUUCAGAGCAGUCUUACAAGUGGGAGGAGCUGGAGGCCACAGCCUCAGUAUGCACCUGCUGUGAUUCCAUCUGCACGGAAAUGCAGGACUUGAGCAGUCCAGGCUGGCUCAUUGGACAAAGGGCUGAAGAGAAACCAAGGAUGCAGGUGACGUCUUUUCAAGCAGAGGAGGGAAGACAAAGGCUGGAUCAUGAAGAGAAGAGGGGCGAAAGAAAGGAUGAGCACCCUAAGAAAUUCCGCACUUUUCCACAGGAGACACAGGCUGGCAAUGAGGAGGAGAAUAAAGAAGCCAUUCCUUAGAAGACUGCUGUGAAGACCGAAUGGCAGCACAGUGCUGCAGCCGGCCAGCAGGGAAAGACAGGACGAAAGCAAGACGGAAGAUGUGCCUAUCACUGCAAGAGAGUUUUCAAGUGUUAUGUCUGCUCCUAUCAGUGCAGAGAGCUUUGGGACGAAGUACAAGAAUUUUCAAAAACCAUUACAAGACCACACAGGCUCAGUUCUGGUUCGGUUAGGUCAGAGGGAAUGCUUCAAGACACCCCAGUUCCUCAGAUGUGGUGACCAUUAUCACGCAUGGUUCGGAGAGCAGCCAGGCGUCUGACUGGGACUGGGCCCGGUUGGUGCCAGGGUGGGGCGAGGAGUGGAGACGGAAGGCAAUGGAUGACUUCUAUUAAGAUAAGACUGAUAGACUUGGAGGUGUUGACGUUUGGUGUUGGAGGAACAGAUGGAAACACUCUUAUGCAGUCUAAUCCAAUUCAACAGCCCACCAAAUAUCUUUUAAUAAAGAUUAUCAAAUUCAGUUUUUGUUGACUGGUCCACUGCUGUAUAAAUAGACAAAAUAUUGGAAACGCGUGUCACUAUGAUGCAUCUAGCAUAACGUCACCACAAACCAACAGUUUAACAUGUCUGAAUGGGACUGAAUGGGACCAAACCAUGCUGAGCUGUUGUAUGAUGGUGAGCUAUUCCAACAUGGAUGAGGGGCAGAGGGAGAGAAUCCACACACGGAGCAUCAGCAGGAGCAAGUCAAUCUCACCAGGCUUUUAUGACAACUGAUUGAAACCUUACAAUCACUUAUUUCAAAGGUUCUAGGUUUGUGGAACAUUUCUGGAAACCUCCAGGACCAUGAACAGCCGAGUGGAACGUUGGAACUCCCAAACUGCUCCUAUGGAACAUGGAGGACUUGAAACCAGGCCGGACUUUCAGGCAAACUUAUGUCCGGACUGUAGCAGAGCGUGGUGUUCAGCUGGCUGUAUCCAUGUAGUAUGUUUGAAUAAUAAACUUCUCUGACUAUG
Perca flavescens (yellow perch) is the source of this 2217-nucleotide messenger RNA. RefSeq lists its product as uncharacterized. Gene Ontology annotation, cellular component: extracellular matrix. Gene Ontology annotation, biological process: positive regulation of acrosome reaction; binding of sperm to zona pellucida; egg coat formation. The record is from RefSeq and is a predicted model, not a curated record. The coding region runs from base 1 to 993 and encodes 330 amino acids. Gene Ontology annotation, molecular function: acrosin binding. The transcript is spliced from 6 exons. NCBI's taxonomy places the organism in Eukaryota, Metazoa, Chordata, Actinopteri, Perciformes, Percidae.